AUGUCUGACCUCAAGGCUACUGUUGCUGAGACUAAGGGUGGCUUCCACGUUGAAGGCUACGAGAAGAUCGAGUACGGCUUCGAGUUCAUCGACUACAUUUUCGAUAUUCAGAAGCCAGACCUAGCACAAUGCUACGAGAAAUGGAAGCGCUGCUUAGCAGUCAUGGAUCUGAACAUCUUCAACCUCUACGGCGAGCGGCUGCAGCGUUACAUGGAUCAUUACAACAUUCCUCUCAGCGUGCACAAGACCAUGAUCGGCGAGAAGGCGAAGUCCAUGGAUACCCUUCUCAGCAUCGUUGACUCUAUGACCAACUUCGGCAUUUAUCGAAAGGAACCGGUGCUGGUGAUUGGCGUUUCGCAUGUGCGGCUUACAGGCGCAACACGAACUACAUCAGAAUCCCCACGACAGUCAUCGCUGAUUGACGCAUCCGUGUCAAUCAAGGUCGCUGUCAACUAUGGCAACUACAAGAACCGCUUAGGCGCAUACCACGCGCCAAUGAAGACAUUCUUGGAUUUCACCUUCCUGCGAACACUGCCCGAGGCACAAAUCCGGAAUGGAUUCGCAGAGCUCAUCAAGAUUUCGAGCUCUCAUUUCGACUGGCUUCGGCAGGCUGAUGGCGCGCCCGAGGAAGUGAAGCGUGCAGCUGAUACCAUCAACCGUGCUGGUAUCCACGAAAUGUUGAAGCUCGAGACGCCCAACCUGCAUGAAAUCGGUCUUGACCGUGUUAUUGCAUAUGGUCACACUUGGUCACCGUUGCACGAACUAGUGCCUGAGACACCCCUGCGUCACGGUCACGCCAUUUCCAUAGAUAUGGCGUACUCGGCGACGCUUGCCAAUCGCCGAGGUCUUCUCAGCGAUGCUGAGCACAAGCGGAUCUUGAAUCUGUUCUCCAAGGCUGGUCUGUCUAUGGACCACCAUGACUUCAACGAGGACAUUCUGGACAAGGCGACGAAGGCUAUCCUACGCACACGCGACGGACUGCUGCGAGCCGCUGUCCCAAGCCCUCUGGGGUCGUGCGUCUUCCUCAACGAUGUUGAGAUGAGCGAGAUGUACGAUGCGCUACGCGCUCACAAGGAAAUCAUGAAGAGCUACCCACGAAACGGAGAGGGUAUCGAGGCUUUCGUCGACUCCAGCGAUACUGGCUACACCCUUAACGGCAAGCCUGUCGAGGAGAACGGAAAUGGUGCCUCUAACGGUCUUAAGAAGCUCAAUGUGCUCAACAAUGACGCCACAAACGGCCACGUCCAGACCAACGGCGCGGCUGCUGCUAAGAAGCAUGCUGGCGGACCCGAGGGUGUGGAUGGGCUGCAGAAGAAUGGCACGAACGGCACCAAUGGCCAUGCGAACGGUGUCAACGGCCAUGCCAACGGGACCAAUGAUCACAAUAUAAUUGCUGACGACGCCGCCAAGCUUAUCUCCCUCCUUGCGAUGAGCCUCAACUACUUCACGUGCACACUUGGUCAAGCUGCCUUGCUCAACCAGUCUAAGCUUUAUCGCACAAUCCCUGAGUUCAUCGACUAUCAAUUCAAGAAUCACCCUGAUCUGCCGGCGGUCGGCACGUAUGUUGUCGGCACUGACGACGCGCCAUGGGAACCGGCGAUCAUCACCUUCAAGGACGUCCGGAAUGGUGUCCAAGGAGUAGCACAGCUUCUCGAGAGAAGCCUUUCCCAUCAUGAGAAGAGAACCGUGGCAUUGCUCGCGAGCAGCUCAUCUGACUUCCUCUUCACAUGGCUGGGUCUGAUGUGCCUGGGUCGGCCUGUCCUUCUGAUUGCCCCACAAUGUUCAGCGUCUGCAGUAGCGCACCUGUGCAAAGCGUGUGAAGUCGACGUACUGUUCCGCGAGGAUCAGUAUGCCAAGCUAGCCGAGGAUGCUGGACGAAGCGCUGCAGCCGACAGUUUCAAGCUCGAAGUACUCGACUUGCCCAUCCGUGGACAUAAACAGAUAUGGCAGCUGUUACAGCAAGACUCUGCCAUGGGCCUGAAGACGAUUGAUGUCUCCGAGAACGACCCGGCAUACUUUCACCACACAUCUGGAACUUCCAGCGGUAUUCCAAAGCCGAUACCACAAACACACCGAGGAGGACUGGGGACCGCUACGUUCACGACCACGCCUCUAUACCACGGCGGUGUAGCAGAUCUGUUCCGGGCGUGGACUAGCAAUGCAUUGAUAUGGCUAUUCCCGGGCAGGGAUGCGCCGAUCACUGGAAAGAAUGUCAUUCGAUGUCUCGAUGCUUCGGCGACGAGCCACAGCGCCGGCCAGGCACCCAAAGUGGCAUACUUCUCCUCUGUUCCAUACGUGCUGCAAAUGCUGGCUCAAGACGAGAAAGGCCUGAAGCAUCUACAACGCAUGGACAUGGUCGGUGUCGGAGGUGCGGCACUGCCCAACGAAGCAGGAGAUGAAUUGGUGCGGACUGGCGUCAAGCUUGUCUCCCGUUUCGGUAGCGCGGAGUGUGGCUUUCUCCUGUCGUCACAACGUGACUUUGAGCAAGACCGCGGCUGGCAGUACCUGCGUCCUGACCCUGAUGUCCACGAGCUAUCCUUCGAGCCUCGUGAUGAUGGACUCUCAGAGCUGGUCGUGAGAUCAGGCUGGCCUCAUAUGGCAAAGACGAAUAGAGACGAUCGGAGUUUUGCAACUUCUGACCUGUUUGAGCCGCAUCCCUCGAUUCCUAAUGCUUGGAGAUACCACUCCCGAGCCGACUCCCAGCUCACGCUCGUGACAGGCAAGAAGUUCGAUCCUGCUCCGCUGGAAGCAGCCGUCGCUGCCGCGUCAGAUCUCGUCAGUGAUGCGAUGAUCUUCGGUGAGGGUGAAGCAUAUCCUGGAGUGCUGUUGUUCCGGUCGGCAGAGCAUCACGCCGUAUCUGAUGAUGAGCUGGUAGACCGUGUGCGACCAGUGGUCGAGAAGCUCAACCGUGGGUCGCAAGCGCACGCCCAGAUACCAAACGACAUGCUCGUCCCCAUGAGCCCGACAGAGCUCGAGAAGAGUAGCAAGGGUACACUGAUCCGGUCAGCACUCACCAAACGGUUUUCAAGCACCAUUGAGCAGGCGUACAGGGGUGAACGAGGCACUGGAUCCAGGCAGCAGAUUGAUGACGCUGCUGUUGAGAAAGCUAUCCUUGCGGAUGUAAAGGUCAUCAUGCCGUUCAGCGAGGUCCAGAGACCAGAAGACGAUCUCUUCGCGCACGGCCUUGACUCAGUGGCUUCGCUGCGUGUGCGAAACAAGCUGAGUUCACUGUUGCCAGGCGAUGUGAAGCUACCACUCACGAUUGUGCAAGAUUGUGGCACUGUCCAGAACCUGGCGAGGUAUGUCCUCGCGCUCCGUCGUGGCGAAAAGCCGUCUCCAGGCACUGCGGAGGACCCAUUGAACACAAUGAAGAAGCUUGUGGAGGAAUACAGCCGUGCAUCGCCUUCCAACGACGGAGUCACGGCAUUAAGAAGACGGCAGACGCUUAGCAACUCAAACACAGUACUGCUAACAGGGGCUACGGGCAGCCUCGGAGCGCACCUACUGGCACAUCUCCUCGAGCAGCAUGCCGAGCUCGAUAUUGCACACAUCUUUGUCCUCGUGCGGCAGACCGGCAAAGUCGAUCCUACCAAGAGAGUUAUAAACGCACUCACUUCACGCUCCUUGCAGCUCCCGAGUAGCGACUAUUUGGACUCUCUGGUGAGCGUUUAUUCAAGCAGCUUGUCGUCAGACCUCCUUGGCCUGGAUCGAGAUUUAUAUGACCAUAUCGCAGCAAACGUGACGCACAUCUACCAUCUCGCCUGGGCGGUGAACUUCUCGCUUCCUUUGUCUGCUUAUACACCGCAUUUCGCAGGUAUUCGGAAUCUGCUAGAGUUGGGGUGCAUCAGUGGAGGCUUGAAGAAGUUCGUAUUCUGCUCGUCCACGGCAUCUGUGUCAUCGUAUCGUGCAAAGGGCUCUGCUGGAGUGCCGGAAACAAUCGUGUCUGAGCCUGAGGCGGCCGGACCGACAGGUUAUGCACGUAGUAAAUGGGUUGCUGAAGCGAUCUGCCACUCAUUCCUCCAUGGCGCUCAUGCUGGCCACAUGCACGGCAAGGUCAGCCUUGUUCGAGUCGGACAACUAAGUGGUAGCAGCAAGACAGGUGUAUGGAAUGGCACUGAAGCCUAUCCGCUGAUGCUAAGCGCUAGUCGUAAGCUGGGGAUGGUGCCUGACCUCGACGAAGCGAGACGGCAGCAAGGACGAGUAGCUGGACGUGGAAAAUUUGAAGAGUGCGCAUGGGUAGCUGUCGACAUUGCGGCAGCGGCGUUUGUACAGCUUGGCAACUUCAGCAUGUCGCAUGGUGAGCAAGUUGCAGCCACGUCUCGAGCGGAGUGCGUCAGGCCGAGCGUUCUUCAUCUACUCCCAUGUCCUGGUAUACACAGCACGUGGAAGGAUAUUGUUCACCAGGUCCUCGAGAAGGAGCCUGAUGCAUUCCGCAAGGUGCCUAUUGAAGAGUGGCUCGAGAAGCUAGAAGGCUUGCGCCUGGAUGAUAGCCCCGCGCGACCAAACGGCAGUACUGAUGCGGAGCAUUCGAAUCAAGAUGGGAAGCUGGACUCACUUAGUGGUGGCCAAUGCCACCAGCAUCCGGCGCUACAGCUAGCUGGCUUCUGGAGAGGGGCCUAUAUGGGAUCCAACGCUGUCACUGCUGACGAAGCCAAAGCCGGAGAGACCACGGCCAACAAGGCUGGAACAGAUCAAUCCGAUACGAAGGUCACCAGUGGCUUCAAUAUGGAAGCGAGUCUCAGGCAGAUGCCAGUGCUUCACGAAAAGUGGCCGUCAGCAGUACAUCUACAGGACGGCUAUGUCGCCAAGUGCUGGGAAUGGAUCAAGGCCAAUGUCGGGACCUAG
Cyphellophora attinorum is the source of this 4845-nucleotide messenger RNA. RefSeq names its product 2-epi-5-epi-valiolone synthase. Bases 1 to 4845 code for a protein of 1614 amino acids. The record is from RefSeq and is a predicted model, not a curated record. The transcript is spliced from 7 exons. Gene Ontology annotation, molecular function: 3-dehydroquinate synthase activity; phosphopantetheine binding. Gene Ontology annotation, biological process: antibiotic biosynthetic process. NCBI's taxonomy places the organism in Eukaryota, Fungi, Ascomycota, Eurotiomycetes, Chaetothyriales, Cyphellophoraceae.